AUGAAUGACAACGGAGCUUUGACUAAACGUAUUGUUAAGGAAAGUGCUCGAUUACAACAAGAACCAGUACCGGGUAUCAUUGCAACACCAGAUGAACAUAAUGCUCGUUAUUUUAAAGUUAUUAUUGAUGGACCAAGUGAGAGUCCAUAUGAAGGUGGUAAAUUCAAAGUAGAAUUAUUUUUACCUGAUGAAUAUCCAAUGGCGCCCCCUAAAGUUCGUUUUAUGACAAAACUUUAUCAUCCCAAUAUUGAUAAACUAGGACGAAUUUGUCUAGAUAUUCUCAAAGAAAAAUGGAGUCCAGCUUUACAAAUUCGUACUGUUCUUUUAUCUAUUCAGGCUCUAUUAAGUGCACCUAAUCCGGAUGAUUUUUUGGAUGCUGAUGUAGCUGAAAAAUGGAAAGCUGAUGAAAAAGGAGCAAAAUCAAUGGCUCGUGAUUGGACUCAAAAAUAUGCACAUGAAGUUUAG
Rotaria sp. Silwood2 is the source of this 465-nucleotide messenger RNA. The record is from the annotation of a GenBank genome assembly. Lineage: Eukaryota; Metazoa; Rotifera; Eurotatoria; Philodinida; Philodinidae.